GACAUUGGAAGAUAUAGCAAAUUGAUCUCCCCAAAGAACACCGGGCACAAUGAGGAGAAAGAGGAGAAGUUGCUUAAGAGAUGUCCUCCCGGCCAUGAGGGGACAAGGUUUGUGGACAUACCCGCCACCAUUCUAGAUGUGUCCGGCACCAUCAUCACACGGUACCUCCUAGACACCCUGACAGCCGAAACACAGAAGGAAAUUUGGGCAGCCACCAAGUUGCUGUCUCCGAGUCUGGAAAGAAGUAUGAAGGUUGAUGGGAAUUGGCGAACCAAUCCGGAGUGGUUCAAAUGCCACUUGGAAGAUGUUGGCCUAGCUGCCAGGUGCAUUAAUUUAUCUCUGGCAUGGUUUCAACAGGGGCACAAGAAUCUAGCGGACCCGGAGGUAUCUGCAUCAUUAAAGGGACCAUUGUCCGAGGGAAUCCUAAAUGCCAUUGCAAGGCCGGCAGCCAUCACAUCAGUGGCACUCAGGAUCAUGCAUCCGGAGCAGUACUGGGCAGGGUUACAAACAUUUUCAAGCCUUGGAGAACAGGCAGAAAGCAAGGAACUGCCAAGAAUGUCCGAGAUCCUGGAGUACUGGGCAUCCGUGUUUAACACCCUAUCCAUCAUUUCCAAUCGUCAAACCCCAUAUCAUCGAGACCAUUUAUCAAUUCCUGAAUGCUUCGAUAUUCUCACCACUGUGGGGAAUUAUUCUAAUGCUCGG
Molecule: messenger RNA, 702 nt
Organism: Suillus bovinus
Lineage: Eukaryota; Fungi; Basidiomycota; Agaricomycetes; Boletales; Suillaceae
Exons: 3
Source: RefSeq, a predicted model, not a curated record